UGCUUGGCCUUGUAGCCCAGUCUGCGCGCUUUAUCGGGCCGGGUUGGGCGGGGGGCCCUGUGGAGCGCAGAGAGCUGGCGAUACUGCCAGCAGCGCACCCGGAGAAGAAAGCGCAUGACGUCGGACUGCUUCUUCCUCCAUAGCUCCUGGAUGUACUUGUACGCACCCAUCUCGGCCUACCCUGGAGACAAAAAACACCAUGCAUUUAAAAUGAGACGACCGCGUCCGUCCAUCUUAGUUCCCCACCCGCCAUAAGGAAACCGGAGACUGAAAAUGGCUCUUCGCGAACUGCAGGGGAUAGCUGCGCCCUAGGAGCACGGCUGUCACCUCUGCGACCCCAGCGCAGGGACUCGGUACAUUUCUGUCGGACGAACGGAUGGCGCUAGAUGGGCAUGGGGGCGGGGAGGCUGCUGAAUGCAGCGGGCGGCGUCCCCAAGGCCCUGGCCUGCAAAGAGACCUCGCUGAUGCCCUAGGGAAGGUACUGUAGCCGCUGCCCCUGAAGGAGGACUCUCGAGGAAAAAGCCCUUACUCCACUCAACCCACAGGCCUCGCUCGCUUUAGGACCCUCUUGGCCCGGCCUUCCGUCCCUCAGCCUCAGGCUUCCUUUCCUUCACGCUCCCGGCCCCGCUCGAAUUCGCGCCGCCAUCACAUCACCGCCCCAGCCCGCCCGGGGGCCGCCUCCGCACGCCCGCGCAGCCCCGCAUCCUGACCGAACUCGCGCCGCACAGGUGGCAGGAGGAGCUCCGAGGACACAGGGUCCCCGAGUCUGGAUGGCUGAGGCAAAGACCGAUGAGCGGCGGAUGGAGCAGCGAAUUCUACCAACACACAGCCUACCUGAUGGCUGCCGCCAGACGGAAAGGAAAGAGCCCUUCUCCCACAAUCCUUUUUGGGCUCCUCCCCCACAGCGGCGAGCCUCUUUCCGGUGGAAGGCUGCGGCUCCCACAGCCUCAUGGGACAUGUAGUUCGGUGCAGCCCGCGGUGGGCGGAGCUCGGCCGGGAUUGGGCGCAGCCUCCCCUCUUAUCCCGCCCCCCGAUCCUCAGGAUUUGAGUUUGAGAGGCUGGGGCGGCCGAGAGGGCGGCAGUCCUCGGGAGGCGGCGGCGGGCGAGCGUCCAAGGCCGUCCUGCAGCCGGGAGGAGGCCGGUCGGGGGCGGGGCUCAGGGGGCCGAAGCCGGGGUGGAAUCGCUCUGCCACAGCGCCGCUGUCUUUGGAGCCUGCGGAGCGGGUGUACAGUGAUCUAUCCUGACAGAAGAUGGGAAAGGGCUGCAAAGUUGUGGUCUGUGGCUUGUUAUCUGUGGGGAAGACAGCAAUUUUGGAGCAGCUCCUUUAUGGGAAUCAUACUAUUGUUGAAAUCUAUGAAGAAAACCUGGUCUCAGUCAGAUAAAUUGUUGGAAGAAAUAGGAGUAUGUUAAUAGCCUUUCCAGGGCAGCCCCCCCGUGGCGCAGCAGUUUAGCGCCACCUGCAGCCCGGGGCGUGA
This is a messenger RNA of Canis lupus familiaris (dog), 1475 nucleotides long. It is a transcript of the gene NKIRAS1, whose product is annotated as NFKB inhibitor interacting Ras like 1. NCBI's taxonomy places the organism in Eukaryota, Metazoa, Chordata, Mammalia, Carnivora, Canidae. The record is from RefSeq and is a predicted model, not a curated record. Gene Ontology annotation, molecular function: GTP binding; GTPase activity. The transcript is spliced from 4 exons. Gene Ontology annotation, biological process: canonical NF-kappaB signal transduction. Bases 790 to 1410 code for a protein of 206 amino acids.